CGGCACAGAGGUUCCAGCUGUAUCGGGGCUGGAGAACUGCUGGGGAGAACCACAAGCUGAGAAUCAGUCCUCAUCUCUGGCUGCCCCCGUCACCCCCUCCCCUCAUUGCCUUUCAUUGGAUGAGCAAGUCAUACAAUCCAGGAAGUAAGAAAAUCUAUCACUGCUUGGUUGGAUUUUCUUGGUUUCAGUUUUUCCACGCCUGAUGAGUACUGCAGAGGCACAGCGAAGCCUGCAGCUUCCAUACCCAUCCUGAGAGCAAGUAACUUAUUCGCACAACUUAAACACUUAAUAACUAAACGGAAAGCAAGGCAGCGAAUGAUUCCCGACAUGGCUGAAUUUAAGUCAAGCUGUGAAGCUCUAAGGGCAGCCAGAAAUGGACAUGGACAACAGGAACUGAAACCUGAGAGCUUCUGAGGGGCUUUGGACCACUGCUUCUCAGCAGUUUUCCCUAAAUUAGCAAGAAAGCCUGGACCCUGGGUGAAACGGAGAAAUGGACACAAGUCGCCUGAGUGUCACCAUUCUCUUGGUUUUAUCCACCUUUAUCCAACCAAAUGCCCACGGACAAAGCCUGGAACCAGAGCCAUUUGGAAGAAGAACUCGAGCUCUUGAAACAAGCAAAACACCGCAUGAGACAAAGACCAGAUUCCUGCUCUUUGGAGAAACCCAUCGGGGCUGUCAGAUUCAAAUUGAUCGUCUGGACAGGCUACAGGAGUGCGGCUUCAACUCCUCUCUGCCUCUGGUGAUGAUCAUCCACGGGUGGUCGGUGAAUGGCAUACUAGAAAACUGGAUCUGGCAGCUGGUGGCCGCACUGAAGUCUCAGCCGGCGCAGCCAGUGAACGUGGGGCUGGUGGACUGGAUCGCCCUGGCCCAGAACCACUACACCAUCGCCGUCCGCAACACACGCCUCGUGGGCAAGGAGGUCGCGGCUCUUCUCCGGUGGCUGGAGGAGUCUGUUCAGUUCUCUCGAAGCCAUGUUCAUCUAAUUGGCUACAGCCUGGGUGCACACGUGUCAGGAUUUGCCGGCAGUUCCAUGGGUGGAACACGCAAGAUCGGGAGAAUCACAGGGCUGGAUCCUGCGGGCCCUUUGUUUGAGGGAAGUUCCCCCGGCGAUCGUCUUUCUCCAGAUGAUGCCGAUUUUGUGGAUGCCAUUCACACCUUCACCCGGGAGUACAUGGGCCUGAGUGUGGGCAUCAAACAGCCCCUAGGGCACUAUGACUUCUACCCCAAUGGGGGCUCCUUCCAGCCCGGCUGCCACUUCCUAGAGCUCUACAGACACAUCGCGCAGCACGGCCUCAACGCCAUCACCCAGACCAUCAAAUGCUCCCACGAGCGAUCAGUGCACCUUUUCAUUGACUCCUUGCUGCACGCUGGCACGCAGAGCACGGCCUACCUGUGCAGGGACAUGGACAGCUUCAGCCAGGGCCUGUGCCUGAGCUGCAAGAAGGGCCGCUGCAACACGCUGGGCUACCACGUCCGCCAGGAGCCGCAGAGCAAGAGCAAGAGGCUCUUCCUUGUGACUCGAGCCCAGUCCCCCUUCAAAGUUUAUCAUUACAACUUCAAGAUCCAAUUCAUCAACCAACGUGAGAAGCCAACAGAAACCAUUUUCACCAUGUCCUUACUCGGAACGAAAGAGAAAAUGCAGAAAAUUCCCAUCACUCUGGACAAAGGAGUUGCUAGUAAUAAAACGUAUUCCUUUCUCAUCACGCUGGAAGCGGACAUCGGUGAGCUGGUCAUGAUCAAGUUCUGGUGGGAAAGCAGCGCAGGGUGGGCCAACGUGUGGGACACGGUCCAGACCAUCAUCCCGUGGGGCCCCAGGCCCCCCGACUCGGGCCUCCUCCUGAAGACGAUCAGAGUCAAGGCCGGGGAAACCCAGCAAAGAAUGACAUUUUGCCCAGAAAACACAGAUGAUAUACAACUUCGCCCAACCCAGGAGAAACGCUUCGUGAAAUGUGAAUUAAAGUCUAAAAACUCAAAGCAAAAGAUCAGAUGAGAUUUAAUGAAGACCCAGUGUGAAGAAUAAAUGAAUCUUACUCCUAUCUGGAAUGGCUGCCUUAUUUAGAAUCCAAGAUUACAAAAAGAACCUCACAUAAAGUUAAAAUAAGAUUUAGAUUUAAAGGGGAUAUGUUUCACUCUCACAAGCUGAGCUUUUCAAAACUAUGAUAGAACUAUUUUCCGGUAUUAGUACAACUAAAACUUUCCCAAUUUUAUCUCUAAUUAAAUAUUAAUUUAUGCAAAUCAGUGCAAG
Callithrix jacchus (white-tufted-ear marmoset) is the source of this 2245-nucleotide messenger RNA. It is a transcript of the gene LIPC, whose product is annotated as lipase C, hepatic type. Gene Ontology annotation, biological process: lipid catabolic process. The record is from RefSeq and is a predicted model, not a curated record. NCBI's taxonomy places the organism in Eukaryota, Metazoa, Chordata, Mammalia, Primates, Cebidae. Gene Ontology annotation, molecular function: apolipoprotein binding; lipoprotein lipase activity.